Messenger RNA from Puntigrus tetrazona (Sumatra barb), 2522 nucleotides. It is a transcript of the gene trim110, whose product is annotated as tripartite motif containing 110. The transcript is spliced from 8 exons. The record is from RefSeq and is a predicted model, not a curated record. Gene Ontology annotation, molecular function: protein binding; zinc ion binding. NCBI's taxonomy places the organism in Eukaryota, Metazoa, Chordata, Actinopteri, Cypriniformes, Cyprinidae. Bases 60 to 1664 code for a protein of 534 amino acids.
AACACAAAUACACACACACACACACACACACAAACGCACACACACACACUCACUCCUACAUGUACAUUUGGGCUGUGAUUCUGUAUGAAAUCAUCCUUCACACAAGGCUAAAGGACGAAAAAGCUGCUGUAGGCUCAAUGGAGGAAGAGCACACAUGCCCCAUGUGUCGUGACCUCUUUGGUCGAUCUCAACCGUUUCCCUGUGGCCACAGCUUUUGCCUGCCCUGUGCACAAGAGGCCUGGAGCCAGAGCACCGGCUGUGGCAGGCGAAGAUUUGUAUGCCCACAGUGCCUGGAGGAGCAGAAGGUGGUGGUAUGUGACUGCUGUCCAGAAGACGAGGGUAAUGAGGCCCAAGCUGCAGUGAAGACCUGCCUGCGAUGUGAGAUCUCUCUGUGUGAGCAACAUCUGCAGCCACAUCUGCAGCGGCCUGCUUACAGCACUCACCUGUUGGUGGAGCCACUAAUGGACGUAUCCCACCACAGGUGCCCUGCCCAUCAGGAGGUAUUCCGGUAUUACUGCAUGGAUGAUAGGGAGUAUGUUUGCCCAGAUUGCAUUUUAGAAGGACAGCAUGCUCAACACCAAGUCAAAGGGGUGAGGAAAGUGGAGGAGGAAUACAAAGUCAAAUUACAGAGCCUGUUUGAGAAAGCAGAAGAGAAAGUGAAGCAAGGUGAAAAGAUGCUUGAAGAGCAUCAGAAAGCUUGUCGCAGCAUCAUAGAGGGUUCCUCUGUGAGUGAUGUCUCCCAGGUGUUACAGAUGGGUUCAGCCCUGCAGGCUCAGGUGGGCCGACUGGUGUCAGCUGUAAUAAAUAUCACAGAGCAGGAGAGACAGCAGGCCAUGGAGAGGGUGCAAGAAGAGUGCUGCAGAGUAAGAGAAGAUCUGAACCAAACUGAGAGCAUUCACCGCUUCUUUGGCUCCCUGCUGGAUGAGAGCGACCCCUUCCUGCUUAUUUGGGUAUUCCAAACAGAGGACUCACAGAUGAUGGCAGAUAUCAACUCACCUCUGUUCACACCACCUCAGCCCAGCAUGGAUAAGAAACGUGUCUUAGAGAAUGUUGAAAAUAAAUAUAGAGAAUUCAUAGCUGAAACCCUGCGCUGCUUAAUUGAACUCAAGAGAGAUCUCUUAAGCAGCCCGUUAACAUUGGACAAAAACUCAGCCCAUCCUCUCUUAAACAUCUCUGAAGACUUACGGACAGUGAUGAGGGUCAAAAAACGCUUGUCCGUCCCUGAGCAUCCUGACCGUUUUGACCACUGGUCUCAGGUGGUCUCCAGUCAGAUAUUUUCUUCAGGAACCCAUUACUGGGAACUAGAGGUGGAGGGUUUCUGGGAUAUAGCAGUGACCUACCACACCAUUGAGAGAAAAUCAAAAGAGGGCACAGCCUUUGGCUGCAACAAGAUAUCCUGGAGCCUGACACAGCAGCAUGACAGGAAACUAGCCGCCUGGCAUAACCGAAAGAAAACCCACCUCUCCACAAAAAUGUCUGGCAAACAUUUAGCAGUCACUCUAGACUAUGAUUCUGGCUCCAUCACCUUUUCAGAAGUAGGUUCGUCGUCCACCCUGCUCCCUCUGCACAAUUUCAGCACCAGAUUCACACAACCCAUCUGCCUAGGCUUUGGCCUCUACAAACCAGAGCUGAACAGCAGGGUCUCCAUCCUCAAGAAAAUAUGACAGCGUUUACAUCUCGGAUUUGGGUGAAGACUGGAACUGACCGUGCUGUUAAAAUUUUAAUUUCAUAAAGAGUUAUAUGCUUCUUGUGGGAUGUAUGACGCUCUGGCUGAAAUAAAUAGACUCAGCAAAUGGUUAUUUAGCUAGUUUUUUUUAGCAUUUAUUUCUCUUUUAGCUAGUGUCAAAUAUUUAGCAUUAGGUAUUUCAUCUUAAUUCUUUUUGAGGUGAACAGAUCCAACGCAUCUUCCUCCAAUAACGGAUUUUCAAAAUUAGCAAAAUAUAAAUCUCAAAUAUUUUCUUUUAGCUUGGUGCGUAUAUUGCCAAUGCCCUUUUUUGAAGGCACUUAAAUGCAUAAAAGUGCAAUUUAAAACGCAUUUAAAAUAUUGAAUAGUUUCCAUAUCAGCAGCCUUUCUCAUCACAGCUCAAGAAAAACACUAUAAUGAAUGGUUUUUGAAUUGUGAUGCACCAUCAGCUCAUGUGAAUGGCUGUAUCCAUGAGCAAAAAAUAAAUAAAAUACAAUAAAUAAUGUACUCUCAAGUUGUCCUGCACUAGCUUUACAGCAUAAUCCACCACUGAGAUUCAUCUUUGUUCUUAUAGUCUUGUUAUUAUAGACCUCAAUGUUGGAAGCCCUUCCUUCAACAGCUAAGUUCAUGUAUACAGUACAGCCAUUACUUUUGUUUUAAAGUACAUGCGCAAUUUUAAAAUAGACCUUUAAUGGACUGGCCAUUCAUUGAGGGUUUUUCCGCCUUUGACUCAAGACUCUGGCAUCGUUUCCAGUACAGUUCACUCCUUUAAUUUAUUGUUUUUAUUUCUUUUGAUGUUCAAAAAUAAAAAGUGCUGUGUGUAUUUGAGAAAUCUACA